AUGACCGCCCCAACAUCACAUGCCGAAGCAGCCUCAUACCGUGCCUCCGGUUUCGCAAACCGCCUCGGAUGGGGCCAGAAACCAGCCCUCCUCCUCAUAGACGUCUGUAAAGCUUACUUCCAUCCCACUUCCCCUCUAUCCCUGCUCUCCAACCCCGCCGCCUCAGCUUCCCCGGAUGUGAUGCGGAACUUACUCUCAGCCGCCCGCUCAUCUCCCGACAACAUUCCCAUCAUAUGGACCAAAGUCGCAUAUGGAGAUAUGGCGGAAGCAGGCAUCUUCUACCACAAAGCCAAAGUCCUGGAAGUUUUCCAUCAUGACGAUCCGAGAGGUUUGGGAGAUUGGAUCGAAGGUUUGGAACCCAGGGAGGGAGAGACGGUGGUGACGAAGAAGUAUCCCUCGGCGUUUUUCGGGACGGAUUUGGAGAAGAUGUUGAGGGAAGAGGGUGUAGAUUCGGUGGUUGUUUGUGGGGUUAGUACGAGUGGGUGUGUGAGAGCUAGUGUGCUUGAUGCUUUGUGUUAUGGAUUUCGGCCGAUGGUUGUGGAGACUGCGUGUGGAGAUCGAAGUCCCGAGAUUCAUAAUGCGAAUGUUUUUGAUAUGGAUUCAAAAAUGGCGGAUGUUGUUACUGAGGAGGAGGCCGUGGAGCGGCUGAGGGCUGGGUUAGUGGCGGGKUGA
Molecule: messenger RNA, 672 nt
Organism: Ramularia collo-cygni
Lineage: Eukaryota; Fungi; Ascomycota; Dothideomycetes; Mycosphaerellales; Mycosphaerellaceae
Product: related to Maleamate amidohydrolase
Exons: 3
Coding region: 1-672 (223 amino acids)
Source: RefSeq, a predicted model, not a curated record